CAUGCAAAGGUUUCGAUGACGAGAAAUGCCACAUGGACAAUGUCUAACUUCUGCAGGGGAGAGCCACAGCCUCCCUUUGAUUUGGUGAAGCCAGCAUUUCCUGCUCUUGAGCGUCUCGUCCAUUCAAAUCAUGAAGAUGUCCUGACAGAUGCUUAUUGGGCUCUCUCAUACAUUUCUGUUGGUACAAAUGACAAAAUCCAAGCUGUGAUUGAAGCAGGUGUUUGUGUCCGACUUAUUGAGCUCCUCCUGCAUCCGUCUCCUUCAGUGCUCAUCCCUGCCCUUCGGACAGUUGGAAAUAUUAUGACAGGAGAUGAUCUUCAGACUCAAUGUAUAAUCAACCAUGGUGCACUACCUUGUCUUUUGAGCCUUUUGUUCCACAAUCAUAAAAAGAGCAUCAAGAAAGAAACUUGUUGGACUAUCUCAAACAUUACAGCUGGAAACAAUGAGCAGAUACAAGCUGUUAUAGAUGCUGGUUUAAUUGCCCCCUUGGUCAAUCUGCCUCAAAACGCAGAGUUCGAUAUAAAAAAAGAGGCUGCAUGUGCAGUUUCAAAUGCUACUUCAGGGGGUACCCAUAAUCAAAUUAAGUUCUCGAUGAGUCAGGGUUGUAUAAAACGAUUGUUUCAUUUGAGUGAUGCAUAA
This is a messenger RNA of Juglans regia (Persian walnut), 639 nucleotides long. Its product is annotated as importin subunit alpha-1a-like. Gene Ontology annotation, biological process: NLS-bearing protein import into nucleus. NCBI's taxonomy places the organism in Eukaryota, Viridiplantae, Streptophyta, Magnoliopsida, Fagales, Juglandaceae. Gene Ontology annotation, molecular function: nuclear import signal receptor activity; protein binding. The transcript has 6 exons. The coding region runs from base 16 to 639 and encodes 207 amino acids. The record is from RefSeq and is a predicted model, not a curated record. Gene Ontology annotation, cellular component: nucleus.